This is a messenger RNA of Cyprinus carpio (common carp), 2670 nucleotides long. RefSeq names its product heat shock protein family A (Hsp70) member 13 (gene hspa13). Gene Ontology annotation, cellular component: plasma membrane; cytoplasm; nucleus. The record is from RefSeq and is a predicted model, not a curated record. Gene Ontology annotation, molecular function: ATP binding; ATP hydrolysis activity; ATP-dependent protein folding chaperone. Gene Ontology annotation, biological process: protein refolding; vesicle-mediated transport; cellular response to unfolded protein. Lineage: Eukaryota; Metazoa; Chordata; Actinopteri; Cypriniformes; Cyprinidae.
CUACAACCCCCAUCAGCCAAACAGUCCGUAUUAGGUCGACGUGUAUGUUAGCUCAGUCAGCGCAGAUACUGAAUGAACAUCUCUUAUACAAAAAUCCAUAACAUAUUGGGUUGGAAACAUGGCCGGGGAAAUGUCCAUAAUAGGUUCUGUCAUCCUGGCUUUGUUCCUGGCAGGAUAUCUGGGACAGCAGUACCUGCCCCCUCCGAAGCCCAGGGUCAUUGGGUUGGAUCUUGGGACCACUUUCUGCUCUGUGGGAGUGUUUCAGCCUGGCACAGGCGAGAUUGAGGUUAUUGAAGAUGACAAAGGUCGCAAAACGAUUCCGAGUGUGGUGUCAUUUACCCCCACCGGUGUGUUUUCUGGACAUGAGGGCCAGGAAUUGUCUGACAUAAAUCCUCAAAACACAAUUUACGAUGCCAAGAGAUUUAUAGGGAAGAUUUUCGACGAAGACACUUUAGAGAAAGAGAGCGCACGAUACCCAUUUAAGGUGAUAUUCAACAACAGGAGUGCAGAAUUUUUAGUCUCUACAAAUAGCACCUUCACAGUUACUCCUGAAUUCAUUGGAUCCCGCCUCCUGCUGAAAAUGAAAAAGAUGGCGGAGAAACAACUAGGAGUACCUAUCAAUAAAGCGGUUAUAUCAGUGCCAGCAGAGUUUGAUGAGAGGCAAAGAAACUACACCAUAAGAGCUGCUAACCUAGCCGGGCUGGACAUCCUGCGGGUGAUAAAUGAGCCCACGGCGGCGGCGAUGGCUUAUGGACUGCAUAAAGCAGAAGUGUUUAAUGUGCUGGUGGUGGAUCUGGGAGGAGGAACACUAGAUGUGUCACUUCUUAAUAAGCAGGGUGGCAUGUUCCUCACCAGAGCAAUGGCAGGUAAUAACAAGCUUGGAGGGCAGGACUUCACCCAGCGUUUGCUGCAGUACAGCAUUGAGCGAGCGCGGCAGCAGUACGGCGUGCCUCCUACUCUUAAAGAAGACAUCCACCUCCUCCGACAGGCCGUGGAGGCCGCCAAGCUCAACCUCACCCAGGAGCCUCACGUUCACCUCCGUGUUCCUCUUCACCUGCAAACAACGGGAGCGAACGGAGCGCAGGAGGAAAAAGUCCUGUUUCAGGAGAGGCUGACACGGGAACUCUUUGAGGAGCUGAAUGCAGAUCUCUUCCAGAAGAUUCUGGCACCCAUUAAGACUGUCCUCAUAGAGGGCCAUCUAGAGAAAGAGGAAGUGGAUGAGAUUGUCCUGGUGGGAGGGUCUACCAGGAUCCCCCGCAUUAGACAGCUCAUUAGUCAGUUCUUUGGAAAGGAACCAAACACCUCAGUGGACCCUGACCUGGCUGUGGUGACUGGGGUAGCCAUUCAAGCAGGCAUCAUGGGCGGCUCGUGGCCUCUUCAGGUCAGCGCAAUUGAGAUUCCCAACAGGCACCUUCGUAAGACCAACUUCAGCUGAUUGGUUGAGAAACUUAAACUGCUACUUUGUCACAUGACUGCCAUGUGCCAACAAACCAAAAACCGGUUAAACGAUGUGUGUGUUAUAUGUUUUUGCUUCCUUAAACACAGCUUUGCAAUGAAGUCCUGAUUGGGCCAAACACAAUGGUUACUGGAGCAUUUGUACUAAAUGUCUGGACUUGUUGGCCCAAAUUAAAAAUGUAUACAUUUAUCUUAGCAUUGAGAGAAUGUUUUUCCCGUUAUCUUGAGCAAGUGUCUGCUUGGGACCAUAUUGGUUAGUUUAUUGCCAUCUUUAUGCCUAACUGGUACUAACUGUGCAAUAAGUCUUUGACAACUGGUUUUAGCAGGUUUAAUGAUGUUACAUUCAGGGAAGCAGCUGUUUGUAUAUAACUGAAUAAUCAUUCCAGUCUCAGCUAUUUAUUUAUUUAUUUUGCCAGGGCUAGUUGUGAUUUCAGGUAGCUGUUUUUGUCUACUGGAGUUUUGCUUGUGCCUUUUUAAUCAUUGCCACAGUUAAAUGGGUACCGUAGACUAAGCAUAGUCUGAUUUGUACUUUAUUUUUAAAGACUUACUGUCUUUUUUGUGAUGCUUUUUUAUAUAUAAAUAGAGUUAAGUAUUAGUAAACCAUAAUACUACCUGCCAACUGUUAAAUAUAAAUAAUUUAAAAAUGUACCAGCAUGACCAAUGUGGUAUUUAGUUCAUUAACUCUUCAAACUGAAGCGUUUAUAAGAACGUGAAUUAAGAUAUAUAUAAAUGUUUAAAUAUAUUUCGUGUUUAGGUUCACAUUUUUCUGCAUAUUAUAAAAGUAAAGUAUAAUUACCCACAUGGACCAAAAAAAAAAAAAAAGAUGUUGCUUUUUGUGUUGACCAGUUUUGUUUAUAUAAUGCUAAAAGCUUAAUAUUAGAGGUGAAAAUACUUUUUGCAAAGUGUGAAUAUAGUUUAAUGCACUUUACAUAUAGAGGAGUUCAGAACAUUGCACAAAGUAAAAAGGGAAAACAAUUAUCAGUGUGAAUGCAUAUUCAAAACGUUACUGUAAUUCUACAAAACACUGAAUUCUAUUUUUGUACACUCCUGUACCAUUUUAUUUGUUGCAUUAUGCACAGAACCUGGUUUGUGUGUGUGAUUAAAGUCCUUUAACUUUUGCUACUGUGCAAAGAACAAACUUUGGUAAAACUGCAGAGUUUUUUUAUUGCUCGACCUCUGAAACACAUCAAUACAAAAUAAAAACAUCAAACAGCA